Molecule: messenger RNA, 1357 nt
Organism: Phalaenopsis equestris
Lineage: Eukaryota; Viridiplantae; Streptophyta; Magnoliopsida; Asparagales; Orchidaceae
Product: protein SAWADEE HOMEODOMAIN HOMOLOG 2-like
Exons: 10
Coding region: 197-1267 (356 amino acids)
Molecular function (GO): DNA binding; chromatin binding
Source: RefSeq, a predicted model, not a curated record
UCUUAUAAGUUUGGCAAGCUUAAAUACAUCUGUUAUGGAAACGCAGCCGAGUUGUCCUUUCAAACCGGCGGCAGAGAGCGCGAGCAGCGAUCAUCACAGGAAUUCCAUGGCUCUGCGCAGCAUCUAAGCAAGUUCAAGUUCUCCUCAGUCGCUUUGGAUCUUAAUCGUGCUCCUUCGCCUUUCUGUUUGGGAUAGUAUGGGGCGACCCCCUCAUGGCGGAGGCCCCGCCUUUCGUUUCACAGCGAACGAGGUUAUGGAGAUGGAAACAUGCUUGCAAGAUGUAAAUAAUUUAAGCAAUUCAAUCCCUCCUCGCGAGACAAUAUGUGUGCUUGCAGAAAAGUUCAGUAUGUCAGCUGAACGAGCUGGAAAAGUGAUUGUGCAGCCCAAACAGGUUCUGAAUUGGUUUCAAAACAGGAGAUAUGCCUAUAGGGCAAAAGUUAAGGAACCAGCGAAGCUAAACGUCUCUCCUUUGCCUCGAGAUGAUCCUGCUCAAUUUAGAAAUGUAGCUCCUCCGCUUCCUACUCCCCAAGGAAGCAAUUCUUCGGAGAAUGUUGAGGUGGAAUUUGAGGCAAAAUCAUUGAGGGAUGGAGCUUGGUAUGAUGUUUCAGCCUUUUUGUCUUACAGAAUGUUUGAAACUGGCGAUCCGGAAGUGCGGAUUCGAUUUACAGGGUUUGGUGUUGAAGAGGAUGAGUGGAUAAAUGUUCGAAAGUGUGUUAGGCAGAGAUCUCUUCCUUGUGAGGCUGGAGAGUGUGUCGCAGUGCUUCCCGGGGACCUCAUUCUGUGUUUCCAGGAAGGUAAUGAGCAGGCUCUCUAUUUCGACGCUCAUAUCCUCGAUGCACAAAGAAGAAGGCAUGAUGUUCGUGGCUGUCGGUGUCGGUUUCUUGUCCGCUAUGACCACGAUCAGUCUGAGGAGAUAGUGUCGCUGAAAAAGAUAUGCAGACGUCCAGAAACUGAUCGGCGGCUGGAGUUGCUUCAGUCCUCCAUAGCACCAGGCUCAGGCUCUGGCUCUGCAGAUGCAGCAGGAGCGAGAUCAAGUAAAAAUCCUUCUCAACCUCACCCAUCUAAAGAUCAAAAUACGAUGAUUUCAAAGAGGACCAGAAAACAGCGAAAAUUGGUUGAUGUGAACGUGGAUGAGGUUAUGACUAUCGCUCUGCCUGCUCUCUCCAACCUCGCUGUUUCUGCAGCUCCUCUCAUUCCAACACAAGAUGAAUCCCCUCCAGUAAUUGGAGAUAACAGCAAUGUAGCUGCUAACCACUCUCUGAUCUGAUGGCUGCCACUGGUGGAAAUUGAGGACACAGAUCUAAUGAAGAGCAGAGUCUACCAGCUCAGAGAACUCUUAUUAGAUUGUUGGAUUUUU